GCUCGAGAAGCUUUGGUUCACGAUCAGUCCGACUUCAGUGUACAGUAGUUUCUUUCGCGAAGCACCACAUUGAGAGACAGAAAUUGUUAGACACAAAUCGGCAUCUGACUAUCUGAAUUCUUACUGGUUGUUAGUCGAACCCAACAUUGCCGCUUGUUAGCUCUAUCGAAGCCACUGCUACGUAUCUGGGCCUCCUCAGGCAAGGUGGUUCGGACGAAGGGAACUUGUACGAGUCCGUUUCAUGCGGUCACAUACAUUCGAAACUCUUGUUGUCACAACACAGAUGGUGUACACAAGCUGCAUAUUGUACGUAAGUACGGAGUACGAAGGCUCAGAUGUUGGCAUUUUCACAUGCCGAACCGGCAACGAUCCAUCGGCGCCACCACCGACUCGCAUUCAAUUUCCCACCAAUUCGCGGAACUCGGAACGCUUACCGACACCAACCUCGCUUGCUGCAACCCUGACAAACAACCCCGGUUGUUUUUACAAAUCGUGGGGUACACAUGGCUUUCUCCUGGUUUACCCGCUUCCCCAUAUCGACAAUAUCGAUGUUGGUUCAUUCAUUUUUUAUGCCGCGACUCAUUUGUCUUUUCUUGGCGUCCUGUUGCUUAUGUGUUUCUCCGGAACCUCCGAACAGCUGGUAGGUGAAUAGCGAUGGGAUGAAGACGUCAUGAUGAUAAGGUGAGCGUGGUCGCCAAUUGUUGACUCGGUGUCGGAGUUGGCGAGAUUCGAAAGUCAGCUUACUGUGCCUCUGUUAAGUUCUUGUGAUUGGUCAAAUGCAUUUCUUUUGAGAGUUGCUCGAUAGA
This is a messenger RNA of Dothidotthia symphoricarpi CBS 119687, 806 nucleotides long. RefSeq lists its product as uncharacterized. NCBI's taxonomy places the organism in Eukaryota, Fungi, Ascomycota, Dothideomycetes, Pleosporales, Dothidotthiaceae. The coding region runs from base 242 to 652 and encodes 136 amino acids. The record is from RefSeq and is a predicted model, not a curated record. The transcript has 2 exons.